AUGAACGGUAUUACCGAGCCGUUACCCGGCCUCCUUGACGACCCUCAAUUUCAGAUCACCGAUUUGCCUGCACUGACCGACUUCCAUAUUGCUCCUCUUCGAAACCCUGCCCCAAGUCGCCAUGCAAAUAUUCCUCUACCUCUCGAGCCUGUUGCGCGCAACAUCCACAGCAACAGCAGAGCAACCAAGAGCACCGGUCCUCGCGAAGAUGACUCUGAGAAGAGGCGGGCACCUAAGAUCACUCCCAGUGAUGUGCUUCUGGCGAGGGAGGCCAAGAAGCCGCAUCUGGCCAUCAGUGAGCUGCUGGAAGCCAAUGACGGCCCGGACAUGGUCCCUACCCACUUGCCCUCCUUCAUCAGUUUGUCUGUAGUCGAGAAGUCGCCUAUACAGGCUCCGUCACCCUUGGAACACGGCCAUGCUCAGAAACGGUUGAGGUUGGACGCUGACGGCGAGGCUGUCGCUCUUGAGAUGAUAAGGCAUCUCCCGCGUCCUGCUCAAAAGGAAGACCGAAAAAACAGGCCUGCUCCUCUCUUACCGGCUAUGGUCACAGGACUGCACGAGCCUCCUCCAUCUGCGGCUCUUCUACCAUCUAUCGACGUUGCCUCCAGACCUGCUGCUCCCCGUUCCACGACCACUUCUAAAAUCCAUGUCAAGGAUAUGCUGACUGAGUCGGAUCCAGACUCAGCACAUUGGACAGCUCCACCUGCCACGGUGGUUGAGAAACAAGUACCCUCUGCGCAGGAAACUGUAGCUACGCAACCAACUCCAGUCAACGAAACUGUCCCAGCCACUACGCCAUUGACUCCUUCUGUGGUCCCUUGGAAAGACAACAAGCCCCGCCGUGCCCGCCGGAAGUGGAGUGACAGUGAGACAAGAGAUCUUCUAGCUGGUGUGAAGAAAUAUGGGAGGGGCAAGUGGAAGGAAAUACUUGAUGAUCCAUCGUUCAAUUUCAGCGAACGGAGUUCGGUCGACCUGAAAGACAGAUAUCGUGUCUGUGCGAACAAUGAUUCGUUUCCCAGGUCAGAAACAAAUGCGAGCACCACCAUCACUGUCCCAGAACAAACCGCUUCCAUGGAAGGUGAAGGACCUUCGCUUUCACCAAUGAAAGUCGCGGAGGGUGAGUCACCCCUUGAACAAGGCCAUCCUCCGAAACAGCGCCGUAAGCGCCGGGCUUGGACAGUCGCCGAAGAUGAAAGCCUACUGAAGGGUGUGGCCAGGCAUGGAUUUCAGUGGACUGCAAUUCACGAUGACCCUGAGCUCGACCUGGCGCAUAGACGGGCUACUGACCUUCGAGAUCGAAUAAGAAAUAAGUUUCCAGAUGGGUACAAGCAUGCUGAAACUGCGCCGUUGAGAUCGGAGGUCAAGAAGGCAGAGAAGCUCGCAGUUUCUUCCGCAGGCACUCCUGAUACUCCUAACCCGGCCAGUGCUGUACCUGCAGCCAAGAACCCGCCGUCGUUGGUUCACAACAGCAUCACGGCGGCAAUGCCUGUCAAAGCGAGCACAUCAAACUCAACGAGGGCAGUCAGUGGCAAGGUGAAAUCGUCGACCUCCGCUAGCUCACUGACAAUGCUGCUCCGUAGCGACGACAUGGAUAUGGAGCCUACUAAGGAGAAAGCCGAGAAAGAGAAGGACAGGGACAGGGAAAGAGACCAGCAAGUGGGGGUAACGCUACCGAGCUUUACUCUUGAAGUCGAUGACGAUAUGGAUUGGGAGGAUAAUCGGCUGCCACCCCUACACGAGUGGGACGAAAUCGGGAUAUGA
This is a messenger RNA of Cladophialophora yegresii CBS 114405, 1761 nucleotides long. RefSeq lists its product as uncharacterized. Bases 1 to 1761 code for a protein of 586 amino acids. The record is from RefSeq and is a predicted model, not a curated record. Lineage: Eukaryota; Fungi; Ascomycota; Eurotiomycetes; Chaetothyriales; Herpotrichiellaceae. The transcript has a single exon.